AUGCUUUCACUCUCCGUUCUCCUCGCUGCAAUCAGCGCCGUGUCUGCUCAGCAGGCAGGUACUCUACAGACCGAGACCCACCCGAAGUUGACCUGGCAGAAGUGCACCGCCUCCAGCUGCACUAACGUCAACGGCGAGGUCGUCAUCGACCACAACUGGAGAUGGCUUCACGAUGCCUCCGGCACCAAUUGCUACGACGGUAACAAGUGGACCAGUGCUUGCAGCUCCGCAACAGACUGCGCCUCCAAGUGCUCUCUUGAGGGGGCCGACUACGCUGCCACCUACGGUGUCACCACCUCUGGCAAUGCUCUCAGCUUGAAGUUCGUUACGCAACACGCCUACGGCAAGAACAUUGGCUCUCGUCAUUAUCUCAUGAACUCGGCCUCGGCCUAUGAGAUGUUCACAUUGACAGGUUGGUCUGGCCAAUGGAGAGGCUUUCGUAUGGACGCGGAUGGUGGCAUGGCCAAGUACCCUACCAACAAGGCUGGUGCCAAGUACGGCACUGGAUACUGCGACGCCCAGUGCGCCCGUGAUCUCAAGUUCGUCGGCGGCAAGGCCAACAUCGAGGGCUGGGUCCCGUCAUCCAACGAUGCUAACGCCGGCGUCGGUCCCUACGGUGCCUGCUGCGCCGAGAUGGACGUCUGGGAGUCCAACUCCCACUCCUUCGCCGUGACACCCCACGCAUGCACGAACAACGCAUAUCACGUCUGCGAGACGUCCGGCUGUGGCGGCACCUACUCCGCGGAUCGCUUCGCUGGCGACUGCGAUGCCAACGGAUGUGACUUUAACCCCUACCGCAUGGGUGUCACCGGCUUCUAUGGUAAGGGCAAGACGGUCGAUACUUCCAAGAAGUUCACCGUUGUCACCCAGUUCUCCAACAACAAGGUCGCGCAGUACUUCGUCCAGAACGGCGCCAAGAUCAACAUGCCCAACUCGACCAUCAGCGGCGUGUCCGGCAACGCCGUCACCCCCGAGUUCUGCACCGCCCAGUUCAAGGCCUUUGGUGACCGCGACCGCUUCUCCGAGGUCGGAGGCUUCUCCAAGCUCAACUCGGCCCUCAGCGGCAAGUGGGUGCUCGUGAUGUCCCUCUGGGAUGAUCACUACGCCAACAUGCUCUGGCUCGACUCCGUCUACCCUCCCGAGAAGGCUGGUCAGCCCGGCGCCGCCCGCGGAGACUGCCCCACCACCUCCGGUGUUCCUGCUGAUGUUGAGAGCAGUCUUGCCAGUGCCACUGUUACGUACUCCAACAUCCGCUUCGGACCCAUCGGCUCGACCGUCAAAUAG
Messenger RNA from Colletotrichum scovillei, 1284 nucleotides. RefSeq names its product glycosyl hydrolase family 7. Gene Ontology annotation, biological process: carbohydrate metabolic process. Bases 1 to 1284 code for a protein of 427 amino acids. The transcript is spliced from 5 exons. Lineage: Eukaryota; Fungi; Ascomycota; Sordariomycetes; Glomerellales; Glomerellaceae. Gene Ontology annotation, molecular function: hydrolase activity, hydrolyzing O-glycosyl compounds. The record is from RefSeq and is a predicted model, not a curated record.